AACAACGAACCUUGUUCGAAACAAAGCAAAUCUACGACGAGUAUAAAAACAUAGCACGAGGUUGAACAAGAGAGUGUUGUGUUGUGUUGUGUUGUGUUGUGUUGUGUUGAGUCGAGUGUUUCAGUGUUCAUUGCAUUCACACACAUGAGAAACAUGAAGCAGCUGAUUCUGGUGGUGGCGUUUGCCUUUAUUUCUGUGGCUAUCUCCGGCACCAGAUCUGAGACUGAGACAGAGACACAUUCAUUCUCUCAAUCUCCGCUAUCUCUCCUCGAAAACGAUGCCGUUUCAGUUUCUCUGGACGCUGCAAAACCUCUACCUCUCAUGGUUCCCCUCACUCUCAUUCAAGGAGCUGCUUCCAAAGGAGCUGUUUGUUUGGACGGGACGUUGCCUGGUUACCACUUUCAUCCUGGAUUUGGAUCUGGUGCGAACAGUUGGCUUGUUGAAUUGGAGGGAGGAGGAUGGUGUAACACCAUUAGGAACUGUGUCUACAGAAAAACAACUCGUCGUGGUUCCUCAAAAUACAUGGAAAAGCAACUACCAUUUACGGGGAUAUUGAGCAAUAAAGCUGAAUAUAACCCUGAUUUCUUUAACUGGAAUAGAGUCAGAGUAAGGUACUGUGAUGGUGCAUCCUUCAGUGGAGAUAGUCAAAAUGAGGCUGCACAGCUUCAAUUUAGAGGACAAAAAAUAUAUUUAGCUGCAAUGGAGGAAUUAAUGUCUAAGGGAAUGAAAAAUGCCAACCAGGCUCUUUUGACUGGAUGCUCUGCCGGCGGUGUGGCAUCUAUCAUACAUUGUGAUGAGUUCCGGAGCUUGUUUCCAAAAUCUACUAAAGUGAAAUGUUUGAGCGAUGCAGGUCUUUUUCUUGAUGCAGUUGAUGUAUCUGGGGGGCACACACUGAGGAAUCUAUUCGGAGGUGUAGUUAGUUUACAGGAAGUGCAAAAAAAUCUGCCAAAAAGUUGUCUCAACCAAUUGGACCCAACAUCGUGUUUCUUUCCUCAAAAUUUGAUCAAGCAUGUUCAGACUCCAUUGUUUCUGCUGAAUUCAGCUUAUGAUGCAUGGCAGGUACAAGCAAGUUUAGCCCCACCUUCAGCAGAUCCCCAUGGCUCUUGGACUGCAUGUAAAUUAAAUCACGCAAAGUGUAACUCCUCUCAAAUUCAGUUUUUCCAAGACUUCAGAAAUGCAAUGGUAAAUGAUGUGAGAGAUUUCUCAAGGACACCUCAAACUGGAUUAUUCAUAAAUUCUUGUUUUUCUCAUUGCCAAUCUGAAAGACAAGAUACAUGGUUUGCUGAUGACUCUCCACUUCUUAACAAGAUGCCAGUUGCAGUUGCUGUUGGAAACUGGUAUUUCGAUCGGCAAGCUGUCAAAGAAAUUGACUGUCCUUAUCCAUGUGACAAUACCUGCCAUAAUCUGGUCUUCAAGUGAGUGAAAGUUUGCGGUCUUUUAUACAGCAGUCUGGUGCUCACAAUUUCAUCAUAGUGAUUGCCAUUUGAGCAUUUGAGAUUCAUUAUUUGUUACUGAAAAACAUUCUUGGCUGCGUUCUAUUCAUUAGAUGUAUCAUUAUAUUCACUAAUACGUGAGCUAAUAAGAUUUCUUUGGAUUUAAAAUCCAAAAUUUACGAUUAA
This is a messenger RNA of Lotus japonicus, 1619 nucleotides long. Its product is annotated as pectin acetylesterase 3-like. Lineage: Eukaryota; Viridiplantae; Streptophyta; Magnoliopsida; Fabales; Fabaceae. Gene Ontology annotation, biological process: cell wall organization. Bases 145 to 1419 code for a protein of 424 amino acids. Gene Ontology annotation, cellular component: plant-type cell wall. The record is from RefSeq and is a predicted model, not a curated record. The transcript is spliced from 12 exons. Gene Ontology annotation, molecular function: pectin acetylesterase activity.